AUGGCGGCGUCGGCCCGCUGGGUGUUGUGCCUGUGCCUGGGAUGGGGCUGCCUGUGCCUGGCUCUGGGGGGGGACGCGCUGCGGCCGCGCCGGCUCGGGCUGCGGCGCCGGGCUGCUCCGGGGGCCGUGCGGGGCGGCCGCGCCCGGCCGGCUGCGGGUGACGACGGCCCGGGACAGCGGCGGCCCGGGCGGCCGGCGGCGGCGGCGGACAGAGUGGCGGAGCACAUGCUGAGGCUCUACGAGCAGUACCGCGGCAGCUGGGAGCCGCCGACACCGGCCGGGCCCUGGCUCCGCCGGGGCAACACGGUGCGAGGCUUCCGCCCGCUGCCGGCAGGGAGCCCUGAAAGCCAGGAGAUGUACGUUUUUAACUUGACAUCACUCACAGAGUCUGAAAAUGUCUUGUCAGCUUCGGUGUAUUAUUAUAUUGGUGAUCUGCUGCAUGUGAAGUGGAACUGUUCCCAGUCCAGUGGCUGUUCUCAUCACAGGCACAGGAAGCCAGAAAUUCAGCUACAUCUUUCAGUUUGGACCUUUCCUUCAGCUGGGAACCCGACUCGGAGCCUGGGACAUUUCCUCAUAAAUGUCUCCUCUGCUUACCAGGAUAUCCUCUCCUGGCAGUGGAAGGAUAUCACUCAGCUCCUGCAUGAAGCAAAGCAGAACAAGGAACUGCUGCUCAGUGUUAAAAUGCAUCUGACCAGCCAUCAUCCCUGGGAAAGAGCAUCUUCCUCCUAUGAACCCUACAUCCUGAUUUACGCCAAUGAUUCCGCUAUCUCGGAGCCGGAGAGCGUUGUCUCUACUUUGCGAGGACACCGCCGUCCUCUGGCGAGGGUCCUUCCCAAGCCGGAGAGCCACACGAGCAGCAGUGUCGAUAACCGCCGGAGAAAACGCUCUGCAAACAUCCUGCUGCCGCUGCAGAACAACGAGCUUCCAGGAGCCAAGUACCAGUAUGCUGAGGACGAGAGAUGGGAAGGCAGAAAGCCCUACAAGGCCUUCCAGCCGCAGCUAGCAGACAGGGCCAGGAGUAAGAAAAAGCAGAGGAAGCAUCAUCUGCAGAAGAGCCAGAUGCUCCAGUUUGACAAGCAAACACUGAAGAAGGCGAGGAGGAAGCAGUGGAACGAGCCGAGGUAUUGUGCCCGGCGCUAUCUCAAGGUGGAUUUUGCAGACAUCGGCUGGAGCGAGUGGAUUAUUUCCCCCAAGUCCUUUGAUGCCUAUUACUGCUCAGGAGAAUGCCAGUUCCCCAUUCCAAAGGCCAUGAAGCCAUCCAACCACGCCACCAUCCAGAGCAUUGUGAGAGCCGUCGGAGUCGUCCCCGGCAUUCCCGAGCCUUGCUGCGUUCCUGACAAAAUGUCUUCUCUCAGCAUCUUAUUCUUCGAUGAGAACAAAAACGUGGUUCUGAAGGUGUACCCCAACAUGACAGUGGAGUCCUGUGCCUGCAGAUAACGCAGGCCUUUGGGCACCACCAGGGCCAUCACUUGCUGUUUGGGGAGGGGAAGGGCAGGAGGCUCAUCGUACGUACUCGGUGUUUGCACUGCCGAGGCAUUUCCUUUGGACAAAAAAGAGAAAAUGUAAAGAAAUCCAGUCAGUGAGAAUGGGAACAGAAUGGAUUCCAUACAGGAAUUCCAAGGCAAGCGAAUACAGACUUGGUUCCUGUGUGGUUUGGACCGAGACACAAGGCCUGGGAAUGGGACCUGACUGGAGCUGUUGAAAGCGGGAGGCAAAAGAAGAAUCUGCAUUUUUGAGACUGCCCAAAGGGACACGGUGAUCUGUUUUUGCAGGAGACUUUGGAAGCAGCACAAGCUGUUUAUUCUUAUCUCUGUUCUAGCGGUGACUGAUGGCAGGGGGAGGUUAGAAAUGUAGUAGUCUUCAUUGUAAAGGUAAGUUUCUUGCCUUAGGUUUUAGAGUAGUACAGCAAGGUGGCAAAACCAAUCUGACAAAGGUUUAUCUGUGUAUAGACUGUCAAUCUAAAAAAAUGAUAAUCGCCCCCAAAAAAGAGAAGUUAUUUUGUAUAUGGAAAGAAACUUUUACAGAUGCUUCUAAUUUAUUUUAUAUCCGUGGCCCCCUCCUACUGUAUCCUUCUUUAUCUCAGCACUCUUUAAAGCGUGCAGUUUUCUCUGUCAGUGCCGAGAUGAACUGCCAGGACUGUAGCGGAGCUCCGCAGAACAGGGGCACCCGCAGUGUGAAGGGCAUGUUUCGGUGCCGAUGGAUACGCCCGUCUGAUCUGUAUUGUUUUCCUCCAGUAA
Pseudopodoces humilis (Tibetan ground-tit) is the source of this 2237-nucleotide messenger RNA. NCBI's taxonomy places the organism in Eukaryota, Metazoa, Chordata, Aves, Passeriformes, Paridae. The record is from RefSeq and is a predicted model, not a curated record.